Protopolystoma xenopodis is the source of this 828-nucleotide messenger RNA. Lineage: Eukaryota; Metazoa; Platyhelminthes; Monogenea; Polystomatidea; Polystomatidae. The record is from the annotation of a GenBank genome assembly.
AUGGAUGUUCUUCAAAAGACGGCAAGGGAAGUGGAACUCCUUACACCUCAGGGCUACGCCUCGGGCUUGGUGCUGUUGGUGAACUCUCUGCGUCCCGUGGUCCGAUUGGGAAGUCUGUCCAGCCCAACAGCACUUCCGCGAAACACUUGUCGUCAGUUCUGUGCUUUGGCCAGCGCCAGCUCCAGUGCAGCGGCUGCCGUCAAGAGGCUGAACCCUCCAGAGGGUCCGGAGGAUACGACAAUCACGCCUGAAUGGCACCAGGCACAGCAGACGACGCAGCAACCUGCCAGGAAGGCGAGCGAAGAGGAGGAGAGAGAGAAGAAGAAGAGAGUGGAGCAGGAGGAGGAAGAGGUGAAAAAGCGGUUGUCAAGCGGCGCUGAUGAACUGGCCGCAUUCAACAACGUGCUCUUUCGAGACGUCGUCUUCACGCUCCUUCUGCCGCACGACUUUUUCGCAGGCGCCGCGGAAACUGAGCCUGUAUCGGUUUCGGAUGACGAGAAAUCGACGAGUCUAUUUUGCGAUCAGGCGCACGAGAAAGCGACAGCAUCGAUAGAGUGCGACCGAAUCCUGGCCCGUCUGGGCGUCAACUGGGCCCUUGUGGAGGCGGAGGACGACUGUGAGUCGACGGAGGAAGAAAUAGACGAUCCCGAGACUGAGAGCCGAUCUGACGCGGUUGUGAAGACGCUGGAGACAGUCAGUUUCAAGCCGCUCUUCUUCGUUGGCAACUGGUCAGUCAUCGAGGCACCAGAAAGUGGUGCGAUUGGGCGUUUUUUUUCCAUUUUACAAUCCAUUCUAACUUUGAGAUUGCCACUUUGGUCGACGGAAUAG